AUGAGUUCCGAUUCAACUAGAAACUAUAAGUUUGAAGAAAUGUCAAUUGUUUCCUGGAGGGCUGUUAGCCGUGAAAUCCGAAAGAUCCUGACCGAGAGGGCAUCCAACUUUAAUAUUGCUCUUGAUGAUGUGUCAAUUACUACUCUGACCUUUGGCAAGGAGUUUACUGUUGCAAUUGAAGCCAAGCAGGUGGCUGCACAAGAAGCUGAGAGGGCGAAAUUUGUUGUGGAAAAAGCUGAGCAAGACAAAAGAAGUGUUGUAAUCAGAGCACAGGGUGAGGCUAAAAGUGCCCAACUGAUUGGACAAGCCAUUUCCAACAAUCCAGCUUUCAUCACACUCAGGAAGAUUGAAGCUGCAAGAGAGAUUGCACAUACUAUAUCAAACGCAGCAAACAAGGUUUUCCUGAAUUCAGAUGAUCUUUUGCUGAAUCUUCAGGAGCUGAAUUUGGAGCCUGGCAAAAACUGAGCUGGUUAAUCUGUUUAUGGUUCUCAAUAAUUUUCAAGUAUAAAAAUAUGAUC
Messenger RNA from Vicia villosa (hairy vetch), 518 nucleotides. RefSeq names its product prohibitin-2, mitochondrial-like. The record is from RefSeq and is a predicted model, not a curated record. Lineage: Eukaryota; Viridiplantae; Streptophyta; Magnoliopsida; Fabales; Fabaceae. Gene Ontology annotation, cellular component: mitochondrion; membrane. The transcript is spliced from 3 exons. Gene Ontology annotation, biological process: mitochondrion organization. Bases 1 to 465 code for a protein of 154 amino acids.